Molecule: messenger RNA, 2160 nt
Organism: Gasterosteus aculeatus aculeatus (three-spined stickleback)
Lineage: Eukaryota; Metazoa; Chordata; Actinopteri; Perciformes; Gasterosteidae
Gene: shisa3
Product: shisa family member 3
Source: RefSeq, a predicted model, not a curated record
GGCCAAACGUCUGCCAUUCAAAUGUGAAUUGUCCUGUUCAUGUUUGAAAUCCUUUUGGCUCAGCAGCUGUUUGUGGCCUGCAGGCCUAAAAGUUUGCAGCAACACGGGGGGGCGCCACACCAAAAUAUUACAAAGGUGGCUAUAGGUUCAGGGAGUGAUGUGAACAAAGUGUAAUCUGUAAUCAUACCACUUACGUCAUGUUUGUAGAACGACAACGUGGCAUCUGAAUUUAAUGUCAAAGUAUUUGAAUUUUCUUGCAUAGAUCAUUCCGCUAUGAUAUGCAUUUGCGUGCAGAGCUCGUGCGCUGCUCAACAGGCUUCAAACGUCGUUUGUUUGGUUUGAUUUGUUUAUUUUGACUAAAUCUCUUCUUUAAAAAAUAAGUUAGAUAAGAUGCUUAUGUUCACCUGCAGCACCUGCACGGACAAGUACUAUAAAAAACACCCGAUAAAGAAAAGGCUUGACUAGAUCAAUCUUAAAGAUAAAUGCUUUUAAAACAAGUAACAAUUGUAGCAACGAAAUCCACAAACUGACCCAACGUCAGAUUCAGAGCGAGAUCUCUAAUGUUUAAACUUUUAGUUACACCAGUCUGGACAGAGCAGGUUAAGGUGUUUAUUUCUGUUGUGGUUCGUGUUUGUUACUCCAUAGAAACCUCAUUCAGUCCGAAUGAUCAUCACACAACCCGCAGGGGGAUCUGCCCUCCCGCAACAAGCUCUCAAAGAUCAUUUCUGCAUCUCGCUUGAGGCACCUUCAUGGUAAUCGACCCCGCUGCGACCACUACCGUCACGCGGACGCGCACGUACGGUUAAUGGGAGCUACGUGCGCUCGUGCACAGCCGGAGUGACAAAAGCAGCGGGUCCCCGGUGAGGUGGGCGCACAACUUCUGCACCCACAGCGACGAAACGUCCUCGGGAGCCCGCCGCGGUUCGUUCGGGUUCCCUGCAGAGAAAAAGCUUCCAUCAAAAGGAUUUUUGCCCGCAGUGCAACUUGGGAACUUUUGGCUCAGAAAAAGGGGGUUCGGGUGGUUGGAAAGAUGACGGUGACAUAAGUUUUCCUCUCUCGGACCGCCGCGCUUUCCUCCUCCUCUGAUCCCGGAAAAGCGGCUCGACUCGGCGGCCCGCGGAGCCUGACGCGCCGUCAGCCGGGACGCGGCGGCACCGCGACCCGCGGGCGGCUCGCCGGGAUGGCGCGCCUGCUGAACUGCCUGCUGCUGGGAUACCUCACCUGGAACCUGCGGAUCUCGGACGCGCAGGGGGAGUACUGCCACGGCUGGCUGGACGCUAAUGGGAACUAUCACGACGGCUUCCAGUGUCCCGAGGACUUUGACACCGCGGACGCCACCGUGUGCUGCGGAACCUGCUCGCUGCGCUACUGCUGCGCCGCCGCGGACGCGCGCCUGGACCAGGGCGGCUGCACCAACGACCGGGAGGUGGACGACGCGGAGUUCGCAGCGCAGCCCAUCUAUGUGCCCUUCCUAAUGGUGGGGAGCAUCUUCGUCGCCUUCGUCGUGGUCGGCUCCCUGGUGGCCGUCUACUGCUGCACCUGCCUGCGGCCUAAGCAGCCGACCCAGCAGCCCAUUCGCUUCUCUCUGCGCAGCUGCCAGGGCGAGACCAUCCCCAUGAUCCUCACCUCCGCCCCCCCGAGCCUGCGCGCCCCGUCGCGUCAGUCCAGCACGGCCACCACCAGCUCCAGCUCGGCCGGAGGCGGCAGCUCCAUGCGGAGGUUCUCCCUCGGAGGUCCGGGGGGGCAGCAGCAGCAGCAGCAUGGCUGCCUGGUGUCCGCCGCCGCCGUGUCCUCGUCGGCGUCCAGCCCGACGCAAACCCCUCAGACACUGCCUCCGCCCCCCCCUCCCUACACAUCCCCACCGGCGGCCAUGUCGGGGGGCAUGCAUCACCAGCUGCCCUCCACCCACACCCAGCUGCAGCUCCACCAGCCCCCCCAGAGCUUCCUCCUGCCACAGCAGUACUUCUUCCCCCUGCAGCCGGACGCCUUCUCGGCGGCCAAGGGCUUCGCCGACUUCGGACAGAGCUGACACGGCCCCCGGCAGGGAUUACAAGAUCCGUUGGUUUGGUUUUUUUAGCUGGUUGGAUGGGUAAGGGUGGUUGAUGCUGCAACAUGGCGGCUGGUGUCCGGGUAGAAAGGACGUGCCCUCCUGACCGGACA